UGCCUGCAGCGCCUGCCCCUUCCUCCCAACAAAAAUGGACGUUCACGUAUAUUGCGAAACCCUCAUAAUCCGCCCGUAUUUACCAAUAUUGUGACUCGCAAUUCAAUCACAUGUGUCAUCCCACUUUCGAUACCACAAUUCAACACUUAAAAUCCUCGGAUAAGGAGCCUGCCUCUCACCUCCUGUGGAAUUACCCAUGGAAAUUUAUUGAGGAGAGAUAAGAGUGAAGACGCUGGCUCGGAUGUCACUGUUAACCUCAACACGAGUCUCGCGUGCUGAGGAGACUGUUUCGACUUUUUUACGACGAAGUCGUCUGAUUUUUCUUGGAAUUGUCAUAUAAAUUCGUGCUGGGUCCUUUAAAAAUGGCCGAGGUGUCCAACAAAGAUUACGAGAUUCGGUCAGGGAGAAGUGUCAACAGUGGAACUGGGUCUGAUGGCGACAUGAAGCUAGAGCCAUCGAGUCCCACAGAGAGAUACGCCUUUUCCAGGUGCAGCAGUACUGGAUCCAUAAAUACACCAUCAUCAUCUGCCCACAAUACUGAAGAUGAAGACAGUGACAACAAAAGUUCCACAAUAAGUUACAAGGAGCGACGUCGAGAAGCCCAUACUCAAGCAGAACAAAAGCGUCGAGAUGCUAUUAAAAAAGGCUACGAUUCCCUUCAAGAUUUAGUUCCAACUUGUCAGCACACUGACUCCUCUGGCUACAAGCUCUCCAAGGCCACUGUCCUCCAGAAAUCCAUUGAUUACAUACAAUUUCUACUUCAGCAGAAGAAGAAGCAGGAGGAGGAGAGGAAUGCCCUGAGGAAGGAGGUUGUCGCUCUCAGAAUUAUGCAGGCUAAUUACGAGCAGAUUGUUAAAGCCCAUCAGACGCAGCCUGGACAGGCUGAGAUGAGGGUCUCCGAUGAAACUAAAUUUCAAGUGUUCCAGGCAAUUAUGGAUCGCCUUUUUCAAACAUUUAAUAAUGUUUCUGUGGCAAAUUUCGCUGAAUUAUCAGGAUGUGUAUUCAGCUGGUUGGAGGAACAUUGUAAACCACAGACAAUGCGAGAAGUGGUACUAUCAGUUCUUCAGCAGCUCAACAAUCAAAUCAGCUAGUCAAAAGAGAUAACCAUGAUGUAGAACCGAGGUUGUUACUUACCUCAAUCAAAAUUGAAACGAGAAUCUUCCAAUUUUGCCCAACAAAGUGUGAAAACAUAAUUAAAAAGAGUUACCAAGUUGGAAUUAUAUUAAGUGGAAGAAUGAAUGCAUGAAUACAUCGAUAGAAUCAAAAGGCCAAGAAGAUGGAGGAGAAUGGAGGAAUUAGACGAUGUGAUUACGGGUAUGUGAGCGAAUAGUCAUCGGAGUUGAGUGAAAGAUUGACAAUAUGAUCCAAACGAAACAUCAUUUUGUACGCAAUACGAGAAGACCAUGAGUUCUCGAUGAAUGUGUUUGUUAUGCGGUGUCUCAACUUUGGAGUAAUGUUCGUAAAAUACCAUUUUUUAAUAAUCCACAAGUUGCCAUUUUGUAGCUAUGAAUAAAUGUCUAUAAAGAACGUUACCCAUAA
Messenger RNA from Diachasma alloeum, 1539 nucleotides. It is a transcript of the gene bigmax, whose product is annotated as max-like protein X. Lineage: Eukaryota; Metazoa; Arthropoda; Insecta; Hymenoptera; Braconidae. Gene Ontology annotation, molecular function: protein dimerization activity; RNA polymerase II cis-regulatory region sequence-specific DNA binding; DNA-binding transcription factor activity, RNA polymerase II-specific. Gene Ontology annotation, cellular component: nucleus. The coding region runs from base 363 to 1091 and encodes 242 amino acids. The record is from RefSeq and is a predicted model, not a curated record. Gene Ontology annotation, biological process: regulation of transcription by RNA polymerase II. The transcript is spliced from 5 exons.